AUUUAAAACCAAUUUUAAGUCAUUCAAUAGUGUUGUAGUUUUGUUCAGCGACAAUAUUGUUAUUGUUUGAUUUUCUACCCUUCGUCCUCGUUUCUAUUUUGUUCUAUUGUAUUUCUUCCAAAAUCCUACGAAGAUCUAAACUUUCUAAGCACAUUAGCACAGGCAAAAUGUAUCUAGCUUGCAAGUUUCAAACAAAUUGGGAACCAUUUAUGAGUGACACAGUGAAUUGAUGCAGAAAAACCCCAGUUGAAGUCCAUGCUAAGGUUCCCAAACCAAACCUCCGGCUAAACCAUUUGAUUGAGGCAAUAUUAAAUUAAUACGAAUCUUUUAGGAGAAAACUUUUUGCUUAGUCAAUAAAUCACAAUUUGACUUCGAAAUUCCGUUAAAAAAAUUAGUGUCACAGUUCUGAGCUGUCAGAUUUGGGCAAUUUGUUAUUUUAUUGUAAUGCAGCUUUGUUAAUGUAAAUUCUUCAUAAUUCAUUUGUGAUUCAUAUAAAUCUUGUGAAAAUGUUAAUACCGACGUGUGUAAUCAAAUUCUUUGAAUUAAUGCUGGCAGUGUCCUGCCUGGUUCUCCACCACUACAGCUAUGACCUCACAGACGUGCCUACACUCAUGCUUUGUUCCGGAACCUACAUUGGCUACGUCGUCGUUUUAUCUGGAGAAAUCAUAGGAGAGAUGAUAUUCGCGCCCUUGGACCUGGUUCAAGACAUGUACUUUGGGAUCCUGGGCAUCGGUCUCUUCACAGUUAGCGGGGGGCUGGUGCUCUCCUCAAGGGUCAAGCCGGCUGCUUACCCUCGGACUGGUGACCACACGGCAGCCAUGAUUGCUGGAUCCUUGGCUAUUACCAACGCCUUCAUCAUGCUGUUCGAUUUGAGCCUGGCGUACCUGGAUUCGGAGGAAUUUGAUGAGGAGAGUGUGUGAUGUCAGGCGAGGCGGUGUCAGCAGCAGCAGACGCGUACAUAGACGCGUGGUGGUCUGCCUCCGGUGGGCUUCUUUUCGGCGCGUGCGGCGCGCUCACGCUCCGCUCCUGGAAAGAUAUCCCACACUGCCUGCGCCGGAACCACGCGCAAGCUACAGCUGUUUGCUCGCUGGCUACCGCUGCUUUACUCACCAUAGAUGCACUGCUUGCGGCUUGUUCUGCUCACAAGGAUGACACCAGCACGAGGACUAAGCCUAAGAAACCGGUCACUACCUGCUCGUGAUU
Ostrinia furnacalis (Asian corn borer) is the source of this 1203-nucleotide messenger RNA. RefSeq lists its product as uncharacterized. Bases 507 to 920 code for a protein of 137 amino acids. Gene Ontology annotation, cellular component: plasma membrane. The record is from RefSeq and is a predicted model, not a curated record. The transcript is spliced from 4 exons. NCBI's taxonomy places the organism in Eukaryota, Metazoa, Arthropoda, Insecta, Lepidoptera, Crambidae. Gene Ontology annotation, biological process: septate junction assembly.